CCUGUUCAUCCUAUCGCCACUUACCGCUCUCUUCUUCGUCACGCGCCACGCCACGAUGGCCGAGCCAGCCAGAGUCUACGCCCUUUCAGGCGCAGGCGCACCUGGUGACCAGGCAUCGGCCAAUUCUUCUUCCCUGCCUGACUUGCUACGAAGGCAUGGCCGCUCGAAUAAACGCAUGAAGCGUCGCCCUUCGUCCAAGUCAUCGGGUGCAAUCAACGCCCAGCUUGAUCGAAUCGAGUUGAUCCAAGACUACGAGUUCCCAGAGGCGAGCAACAAGAUCAAGAGCACCCGAGAUGGGUCUCACUUGGUGGCGACGGGCACGUAUAAGCCGCAUAUACGCGUGUGGGAGCUCGAUCAGCUCAGCCUGAAGUUUGAGAGGCACACGAUAUCAGAGAAUAUCGACUUCACUCUCCUCUCAGACGACUGGACCAAGCAGCUCCACCUGCAAACCGACCGCACACUCGAGCUGCAUUCGCAAGGCGGCUUCCACCACCGCGUCAGGAUACCCAAGUUCGGUCGAGCGCUGGGCUACCACUUCCCUUCAGCAGAAGCCGUCGUCGGCGCAGCAGGCAGCGAGGUGUAUCGCCUCAACCUCGAGCAAGGCCGUUUCAUGGCUCCAUACCAGCUCGGAGACGGCUUGACGCAGGGAAAAGUGACGGGAUGCAAUGCUAUUGACGUCAAUCCGGCGCAUGGACUUAUGUCCUUUGGGCCCGAGGGUGCGGGGGUGGUCGAGUUGUGGGAUCAGAGAGCGAGACGGAGAGCUGGCGCGCUCAAUAUUGCGACACCACUCAUCAUGGACGCGGCGUUAUCGACGGCCCGCAGAGGGCUGACGGGAUUGGUCCUGCCUGGUGAAGACGCCAACGAGAUGGCCUUGACGGGGGCAAUGAACAGCUUGAGCGUAUCGGCAUUGAGCUCAGCGGCGGACGGGCUCAAUCUCGCCGUCGGCACAUCGACGGGCCACGUCCUGCUCUACGACUUGCGCAUGGAUCAGCCCUACUCGACAAAAGAUCAGGGAUUCAGUCUGCCAAUCAAGAGCCUCUCGUGGCCAGGCGAUACGCCUUCGCAACACGCCUCAUCUGAAGCAGAGGAUACUGUUCUGUCAGCGGACGCGCGUGGCAUCAAGAUUUGGCCCAAGAACGAUCCUACCUCAAAUCUCGUAUCCAUCUCGCCCGAGUCCGGCUCAGACCUCAAUGAUGUCCACCACUUGCCGGGGUCUGGCUUGAUAUUCGCCGCCGUGGAAGCGACGCAACUCGCAGCGUGGUAUGUACCCACCCUUGGGCCUGCGCCGCGCUGGUGCUCCUUCCUGGACCGCAUUACAGACGAGAUCGACGAGGAGCAGACUUCCGGCGGGAAGCGAGGCGUGUACGAAGACUUCAAGUUCGUCGACAAGGAAGAGCUCGAGCGUCUCGAUAUGGCCCAUCUCAUCGGCAGCGAUGCGUUGCGUCCCUACCUCCACGGCUAUUUCGUUGCGCUGCCCAUUUACGAGCGUGCAAGGUUGCUGGCGAACCCAACGGCCUACUCCGAUGCGCGCGAGAAAGCCAUCAAGGCCAAGCUGGAGAAGAAGGCAGAGUCGCGUAUCAGGAGCAGUGGCGCUAAACGUGCGCUGGAGGGACUCAAUGUGCAGGUCAACAAGGGGCUCGCCGAUCGUGCUGCCAAAGAGCAGGCCAGGGAAGAGGCCAAAGAGGCGGCGCAAUUGCAGCGAGAACAGGGCGAGGCGGUGGUCGAUGGGCAGGCCAGCGACAAGCCCAAGAAGGCAAGCAAAGCCUCCUUGCUGUCAGACGACCGUUUCAAGGAACUCUUCACCAACCCUGCUUUCGAAGUCGACGAGCGCAGUCGCGAGUUCCAGCUUCUCAACCCCAGCACAGCCGUCACUGGCAGCGGCUCUGGUUCGGCGGCUGCUCGCAAGCGUACGGCCGUGGAGGAGGAGGAAGACGAGAGCGACCGCGAGUCCCUCGAUCCGGACCAGGAGGAAGCACGAGAUCGGGAGGACGAAGAGAGCAGCGACGACGAGGGCGACUUGCAGCAGUUUGACCCUCGUAACCAUGCGCCGGGCGUUCGUAGGUUCGAGCUGGAGAGGGAUGCGAGAAGGGAGCAGAAGAAAGGAAGAGGGGCUCGACUCGUCGACGACGACGAUGACGAUGAUGCUAGUGCGGGCGAUAACGAUGAAGAUGGACGCGGCCGCAGGGACAAGCGCAAGCAAACCUUUGAGGGAAGGUUGCGCACUGCGAAGAAGGGCCGUAAGACUCGCUACGCCGGCGACGAGGACGACGAUGAAGACGGCUUUUCGGGCGGCCAGUCGAUGUCCUUUAUUCCAUCCGGCGACAAGGAUGCGAGCCAGGAUGCGUCUUCAGCGCCCAAGAAGGCCAAGAAGCGCGAAACGUUUGGCGCUGGUCUUUCAAAGGGCUCAGACGCGCACGACAUCGAGUCGAUGGCAGAGGCGGAUCGCUUUGGCAGGAAGAAGAGGAGGGACGUCUCGAGAAGUGCGAGCAGAAAUCAGAUGCGACAGCGACAGUAGGCGGCAGCGUUACGGUGUACAUUCCUUCCAUCACCAUCUUCGAGCAUAUUUUCUUUUCUGCAAUUGUACCAUUAUCCAGAAGAAAGAAGGAGCCCUCUCAUCGGCGUCAAGCUCCCCCCACAACCCCGCAAAAAGCCGCCAGGCCUUUGUGAUGCCGGCGCGUCUUUCUGCUCUCACAGCCCAAUUUCGCCCUCUCUCUCCAGCCAUUCUGGCUCGCUCGCGGCGCGGCUUCAUGCCGUUGACGAGGGCCGGCGGUCCGGCAA
Molecule: messenger RNA, 2778 nt
Organism: Jaminaea rosea
Lineage: Eukaryota; Fungi; Basidiomycota; Exobasidiomycetes; Microstromatales
Exons: 2
Coding region: 56-2515 (819 amino acids)
Biological process (GO): maturation of SSU-rRNA from tricistronic rRNA transcript (SSU-rRNA, 5.8S rRNA, LSU-rRNA)
Cellular component (GO): small-subunit processome; 90S preribosome; nucleolus
Molecular function (GO): protein binding
Source: RefSeq, a predicted model, not a curated record